This is a messenger RNA of Bradysia coprophila, 806 nucleotides long. Its product is annotated as protein BUD31 homolog pseudogene. The record is from RefSeq and is a predicted model, not a curated record. Lineage: Eukaryota; Metazoa; Arthropoda; Insecta; Diptera; Sciaridae.
ACGUUCAGACCGCCGAGGAGAAAAGUUCAAAUCAAAAGACUCGUCAAUAUAAAUAUUGUGAAAAACCGUGCAUCUAAAAGCGUUAAAACUAUCGAAACCGACAUCAGUGACAAAUUGAAACACUUCUUUCGGAACAACCAGUGCAAAAUCAAUAAAUAAAAAUGCCAAAAGUUCGCAGAAGUCGCAAAUCUCCACCGGACGGAUGGGACCUGAUCGAACCAACACUGGAGGAAUUGGAACAAAAAAUGAGAGAAGCCGAAACCGAUUCUCACGAUGGCAAACGGAUCAGCGAAUCACUGUGGCCAAUAUUCAAAAUUCAUCAUCAAAGGUCGCGCUACAUUUACGAUCUGUACUUUCGCCGGAAGGCAAUCAGUCGCGAACUGUAUGAUUAUUGUGUACGCGAACGAAUAGCCGAUGCUAAUUUAAUAGCAAAAUGGAAAAAGUCUGGCUAUGAGAAGCUGUGUUGUUUGCGUUGCAUACAGACGAGAGACACGAACUUCGGAACGAAUUGCAUUUGCCGCGUACCUAAAUCUAAACUGGACGAAGGCAGAGUGGUCGAAUGCGUGCAUUGUGGAUGCCGUGGGUGCUCCGGGUAGGCAGUGGUUGUGAUAUGAAAAGAUAUUUUUUGAAGACUCAGUUUCUUUGUAUUGGUUGGAUAAAGAGAGAACGAAGACUGUAAACUCAAAUUCGGUCGACUUUAAUCUAAUUUUUGAAUCAAUAAGAACAUUGUUUUCCUCUACAGAUAAUGUAUAGUUUCGUAUAACGAUAAGAUUUUGUUAAUAAAUUGAUUGAUUGUAGAAAUAACA